Molecule: messenger RNA, 1386 nt
Organism: Sclerotinia borealis F-4128
Lineage: Eukaryota; Fungi; Ascomycota; Leotiomycetes; Helotiales; Sclerotiniaceae
Source: the annotation of a GenBank genome assembly
AUGCCAGAUCCAUCAAUAACAUCGCUGACCACCCUCGAUGCACUUUUCAACAAUCCCGUCUUCGCCGGAGGCAUCGGCCUUGCAGGUCUCGGGGCUUCUGCCGCUAUCGGGCGACGUUUCAUGAUACUGGGAGCUUCUACCAUUAAACGACGUCUUCUGGUAAAUCUCGAGAUUAGUAAAGAGGAUCCAUCGUACCAAUGGAUCUUAGCAUGGCUAUGUCUCCCUCGUCCAGCUGGAGGUUUUAUCGCAUCCAAGAUUACCCGUGUUCAUGAUUAUUCUAUGCGAACGACGGGCGAACAGUCUGAAGGCGGUCCAUCAUCUGCGACAUUUCUUGCGCAACCAGGAUAUGGCAGACAUGUCAUCCAGCAUAAAAACGCAUUCAUUUUAGUUCAGCGGGAGAAGCAGAGCAGUCAUAAUAUGAAUACUGGUGUGCCGCACGAGACGAUUACCUUUCGAACUUUAUAUGCUCAUCGACAUAUAUUCGCGGAUAUUUUCGCCGAAGCACAUCAAUUGGCUGCUACAACUCGCGAAGGGAAGACAGUCAUUUACAAAAGCUCAGGAAUGGAAUGGCGACAAUUUGGAGAUGCGCGACGGAAACGCCCGCUCAAUUCUGUAAUAUUGGACGAAGGGGUUAAGCAGCGAAUCCUGGAUGAUGUGAGAGAUUUUUUGGGUCGACAACAAUGGUAUGUGGAUCGAGGAAUACCUUACCGCAGAGGUUAUCUCCUAUAUGGACCACCUGGGAGUGGCAAAACUUCUUUCAUACAAGCCUUGGCUGGGGAGUUAAAUUUUGGGGUUGCGAUGAUCAAUUUGAGCGAGCGGGGAAUGACUGACGACAAGUUGGCACAUUUUCUCACCAAGUUACCUCCACGAACACUCGUACUGCUGGAAGACGCAGAUGCUGCGUUUGUGAAUAGAAAACAGGUGGAUUCCGAAGGAUAUUCCGGCGCGACGGUUACAUUCUCGGGAUUGUUAAAUGCGAUGGACGGAGUGGCAGCCGGCGAGGAAAGACUUGCCUUCUUAACUACAAAUCAUAUUGAUCGACUUGACGCCGCUUUGAUACGGCCUGGACGAGUCGAUAUGAUAGAGAGAAUUGGCGAAGCUACGAGAUACCAAGCCGCAGAAAUGUGGGAUAGGUUUUAUGGCGAUAUUGAUAAGGAUGGAAGUGGAAAGACGCGAUUUUUAGCAAAUUUAGAAAGCUUCGGGCUCGUUGCAAACGAAGAAGGUAAAACGAGUGAGCCAGAGCUUCAUACGAGUAUGGCUGCUAUUCAGGGACUUUUCGUGUUCAACAAAGACAGCAUGGACGGAGCCAUUGAUAUGGUCGAGGGGUUGAUACCGAGGAUUUACGAGCCUCACACCCUUAAUAAAGGGAUCAAGGUAACAGCCUGA